This is a messenger RNA of Piliocolobus tephrosceles (Ugandan red Colobus), 1127 nucleotides long. Its product is annotated as ubiquitin-conjugating enzyme E2 N. The record is from RefSeq and is a predicted model, not a curated record. The transcript has a single exon. The coding region runs from base 66 to 524 and encodes 152 amino acids. NCBI's taxonomy places the organism in Eukaryota, Metazoa, Chordata, Mammalia, Primates, Cercopithecidae.
CCACUCGUGCGUGAGGCGAGCGGAGCCGGAGACGAGACUAGAGGCCGAACUCGGGUUCUGACAAGAUGGCCGGGCUGCCCCGCAGGAUUAUCAAGGAAACCCAGCGUUUGCUGGCAGAACCAGUUCCUGGCAUCAAAGCAGAACCAGAUGAGAGCAACGCCCGUUAUUUUCAUGUGGUCAUUGCUGGCCCUCAAGAUUCCCCCUUUGAGGGAGGGACUUUUAAACUUGAACUAUUCCUUCCUGAAGAAUACCCAAUGGCAGCCCCUAAAGUACGUUUCAUGACCAAAAUUUAUCAUCCUAAUGUAGACAAGUUGGGAAGAAUAUGUUUAGAUAUUUUGAAAGAUAAGUGGUCCCCAGCACUGCAGAUCCGCACAGUUCUGCUAUCGAUCCAGGCCUUGUUAAGUGCUCCCAAUCCAGAUGAUCCAUUAGCAAAUGAUGUAGCGGAGCAGUGGAAGACCAACGAAGCCCAAGCCAUAGAAACAGCUAGAGCAUGGACUAGGCUAUAUGCCAUGAAUAAUAUUUAAAUUGAUCCGAUCAUCAAGUGUGCAUCACUUCUCCUGUUCUGCCAAGACUUCCUCCUUUUUGUUUGCAUUUAAUGGACACAGUCUUAGAAACAUUACAGAAUAAAAAAGCCCAGACAUCUUCAGUCCUUUGGUGAUUAAAUGCACAUUAGCAAAUCUAUGUCUUGUCCUGAUUCACUGUCAUAAAGCAUGAACAGAGGCUAGAAGUAUCAUCUGGAUUGUUGUGAAACGUUUAAAAGCAGUGGCCCCUCCCUGCUUUUAUUCAUUUCCCCCAUCCUGGUUUAAGUAUAAAGCACUGUGAAUGAAGGUAGUUGUCAGGUUAGCUGCAGGGGUGUGGGUGUUUUUAUUUUUAUUUUUUUUUGAGGGGGGAGGUAGUUUUAUUUUUAAUUUUGUGGGCUCCUUUCCCCCUUUUUUGGUGAUCUAAUUGCAUUGGUUAAAAGCAGCUAACCAGGUCUUUAGAAUGUGCUCUCUAGCCAAGUCUAACUUUAUUUAGACGCUGUAGAUGGACAAGCUUGAUUGUUUGAACCAAAAUGGGAACAUUAAACAAACAUCACAGCCCUCACUAAUAACAUUGCUGUCAAGUGUAGAUUCCCCCCUUCAAAAAAA